AUGUGUGUACCAGCAGACCUGGGACAAGCUGUAAAAUUGUGCAGAAGUCAUCAUUGUGAAAAGCUUUGCCUUCAGGGCGUGCCCGUGGCUUAUGACAACAUCAAAGUGGUGGGCGAGCUCAGGGGCAUUUACGACAACCAAGUGUUCAUCCACCUGAACAUCGAGGGGGACUUCAUCAUCUUCAGCCCUAAGAAAGGGAAAAAACUGGUGUAUGUAAUUAAUAAAGUAGCCUCUAGUCAUCGUGGCUGCCUGAUACAUGGAUGCUUCAAUGUUUCUAUUCCCAAACCUGAACAAAUGUUGAUUGUACAGUGGCAAGAGCUGGGGUUAAAAAUAGGGGAUGAACUGAAAUUUGAAGUAUUGCAUUUGGAUUCCUAUGCAGCUGGGGUGUUCUUCAUUCGAGGAGGACUCACUAAGAGCAGCAUGAGGCCAAAAAAACCUGAGACCAUCACUAACAGUACAAAUGGAGAUGAAAUUCCAAAGCUUGACCACCAGGAAAAUAGCUUCAAUGACUCUGAGGGAGGUAAUGUCACACAGCAGCUUCUAGGUGAAACAGAUAACACUGGGAGGGAAAAUGGAGAAGAGCAGAAUGUUGAUGCUAUGAAUGGAGUAUGUGAUGAUAAAAACAAGAAGAAGAAGAGAAAGCAUAAGCAGGAAGAACCGGAACAUGUAUUGCCUACUAGUGACUCCAGUAGUUACCAAAAUUAUCAUAAAAAAUCAAAGAAAAAGAAAAGAAAGCAUUGCGGUGAAGUUGAAGAAAGCGAAUUAUCUCAGAUGUCACAAGAGCCCAAAGCUAAAAAGAAAAGAGAGUAA
Messenger RNA from Cuculus canorus (common cuckoo), 810 nucleotides. RefSeq names its product DNA-directed RNA polymerase I subunit RPA43-like. Gene Ontology annotation, cellular component: RNA polymerase I complex. The record is from RefSeq and is a predicted model, not a curated record. The coding region runs from base 1 to 810 and encodes 269 amino acids. The transcript has 2 exons. Gene Ontology annotation, biological process: DNA-templated transcription initiation. Lineage: Eukaryota; Metazoa; Chordata; Aves; Cuculiformes; Cuculidae.